CAUCUGAUACCACGUGCCAUAUCAUCAGCAUCAUCAUAAUCAUCAACGUCAUCAUGUCUUUAUCAGAUAAUCGAAAAUAUAAUUUUACUGGCAAAGUUGCAUUGAUUACUGGAUCUAAUUCUGGUAUUGGUGAAAGUAUUGCAUUACAAUUUGCUAGAUUUGGUGCUCGUGUGACAAUCACAGGUCGUGAAUCGUGUACAUUAGAAAAAGUGGCCAAACAAAUUAAAGAUGAAACUGGUAAUGAGCCAUUAAAAAUUGUUGGCGAUCUUCUUGAUCAAUCAUUACCACGCCGAUUGAUUGAUGAAACAAUUUCGAAAUUUGGACGAUUAGAUUUUCUCAUAAACAAUGCUGGUGGUGGUUCACCAUAUGAUAGUUUAUACAAUGAAAAUCUAAUGCAUGGAUUUGAUCAAGUUUAUGGCCUAAAUGUUCGUGCAGUGAUUCAUCUGACACAAUUGGCUGCACCUUAUCUGGAAAUAACUAAUGGUAAUAUAAUCAAUAUUUCAAGUGUAGCAGCAUUGAGACCGCAUUCCAUUUUGUAUAGUUCAUCGAAAGCAGCCAUCGAUAUGAUAACAAAAACAUCGGCACAAGAACUUGGCGAGAAAGGCAUUCGAGUCAAUUCGAUUAGUCCAGGAUCUGUAACUACACGCUAUGGUCGAUCCGUGGGUAUGCCUGAAACGAUUUUGGCCGAUCUUGAAGAUCAAAUUAAAGAACGUACAAUAUUGAAAUUUGUACCACAACCAAUAGAAAUUGCUAAACUGGCCAUGUUUUUAGCUUCGGAUGAUGCACGAAAUAUUACCGGAUCGAUUAUUGUUACAGAUGAUUUUCUUGUCAAUAGUGCUGGUGGUUCUACACCACAUCGUGAUCUCAGUGAUGAAAAACUGCUAGAAGGUUAUGAUGAAGUUUAUGCAGUAAAUGUUCGUGCUAUUAUCCAGUUGACACAAUUAGCUGUACCACAUUUGGAAAAAACCAAAGGUAAUAUAAUCAACAUUUCAAGUGCUUCUUCUAUGGUUCCGUAUGGAUUGAUUUAUAGUUCAUCGAAAGCAGCAUUGGAUAUGGUAACAAAAUCAUUGGCACAAGAAUUGGCGCCCAAAGGAAUUCGAGUCAAUUCGAUCAACCCAGGACCUGUUGUCACACAUCUUUAUCGUUCAUUUGGAAUGACAAAGGAAGCUAAUGCAGAACAUGAACCUCAUUUAAGACAAAACUUAACGUUAUUGAAAUUCCUACCACAACCUGUUGAAAUUGCUAAUUUAGCUUCUUUUCUUGCGUCGGAUGAUGCACGUAAUAUGACUGGUUCGAUUGUUGUUAGCGAUACGGGAUUUAUGCUCGUAUCAAAAUAAAUUGAAUAAAAUCGAUUUUCUUAAAUCAA
Messenger RNA from Dermatophagoides farinae (American house dust mite), 1366 nucleotides. RefSeq names its product 7alpha-hydroxysteroid dehydrogenase. The record is from RefSeq and is a predicted model, not a curated record. NCBI's taxonomy places the organism in Eukaryota, Metazoa, Arthropoda, Arachnida, Sarcoptiformes, Pyroglyphidae. Gene Ontology annotation, molecular function: oxidoreductase activity.